AUGAACUAUGAGGACUUUCUCAUGAAACACUAUGACUAUCCGAAGAGCAAUGUUGGAAACCGCUACUGCAACACCAUGAUGCAAAGACGGGAGAUGACAGGACCCAAAUGCAAGCAAGUCAACAGCUUUGUACAUGACACCAAGGCCGAAAUCUUUGCUGUGUGUGCUACAAAAGGGGUGCCUUACGGGAAUGACCUACAGCGUAGCUUGAAGCUAUUUCGGGUCACCACCUGUACUUUGAAAGGUUUCAAGAUGCGGCCACCUUGUGACUACAAAGAAAUGACUUUACCCAGAAACAUAGUCAUCUCGUGCAUGGAUGGAAAGCCUGUACACUAUGAGGAAGGUGUAGCAGUGGUGCAGGAACAGGAAAGUUCAGAAUGA
This is a messenger RNA of Python bivittatus (Burmese python), 381 nucleotides long. The record is from RefSeq and is a predicted model, not a curated record. Lineage: Eukaryota; Metazoa; Chordata; Lepidosauria; Squamata; Pythonidae.